UUGUGUGAGGAAUGUUACAGUCAGUCUCAUCAGUAUCUCGACUGAGAGUCUGCUGGACCUGCUAAUCCUUGGUCACCAUGAGAGGUUGUUCUUUGGUCCUAUUUCGAUACGUCUUCCUGAUUACAGUCCUCGAAACAGUUGCUCGCAGACGCUUCCAAGACGCGUUCACUGGUGAUAGCAAAUUAUCGCUUUCACGGCUUUCUGGCCACCUUGCUGGUUGGCAUCCUAACAAUAAUGCCUGGAAUGAGAAACUUUAUCCCAAGUGGAAGAGAAAUGACAUCCGAUGGAAAAACUGCUGGAAAGGAGGAAAGGUCAUCGCCCACUUGGGCAAUGAUGGGCCUACACUGGUUAGAGCGAAUGUAACUUUUAACGUGGUGCUUAAAUUACCUAAAUGUCAAAAAGAGGAUGAUAAUGGUGAUAUCGUUUAUGACAAAAACUGCAAAAAUGCAUCUUCAUUCUUUCCUGGGCAAUAUGUAUAUAACUGGAGUUCCUGGAUUGAUGAAUAUGGUUGGUUUAACCACACCACGUUUACCAAAUAUAAUGUCUUCCCAGAUGGUCAUUCUUUUCCUAGACAUAUGGAUUGGAGGCAUAAGAACUUUGUCUAUAUUUGGCAUACCCAAGGCCAAUACUAUCAAAAUAUUGGGCGAUCCAGUAUGACUCUUUCUAUCAAUACGACUAACAUCACACUGGGUGACCAUAUGAUGACUGUGUCUGUCUAUCGAAGAGAUCACCAUAGAAAAAAAUACAUUCCAAUUGCAACAGCAAGUGGCCCAUACACGGUUACAGAUCAUAUUCCAACAUAUGUGCACAUUUCACAAAAAAACAAUCGCAAUACCACAAAAAAUACCUACAUCAAGGACUUAGAUGUUAUCUUUGAAGUUAAACUUCAUGAUCCCAGUGAAUAUCUGAAAAAUGCUGCCAUAUCCUAUAGUUGGGAUUUUGGUGAUGGACAUGCGCUUUUAUCAAAAAGUCCAACUGUUCUACACAACUUCACUAGUUCAGGGAAUUUCAAACCUAAAUUGAUUGUUGAGGCAAUUCUAUUAGUUUCCUGUAGCUCCAUUAUACCAACUACAUUGAGCCCAACUACAGAACAGGGCACUACAACUGAAUUGAGCACUCCAACCAAAGGGAGCAUGACAACCGAUUGGAGCACCACGAUCAAACAGAGCACUACGAUUAUAUCGAGCCCUACCACCGAACAGAGCCCUACCACUGAACAGAGCCCUACCACUGAACAGAGCCCUACCACUGAACAGAGCUCUACCACUGAACAGAGCCCUACCACUCAACAGAGCCCUACCACCGAACAGAGCCCUACCACCGAACAGAGCUCUGCAACUAAACUGAGCACUGUGACCAAUGCAGAUACUACAACUGGUACCACAACAACAAUUGCUUAUACCAAUGGUACAAACAGUCCACUGCAGCUUGAGAAAAGAGAUGUCUCAGGAUUAUCCUGUAAUCUUCACAGAUAUGGUUACUUUGAAACAAAUAUCACAGUUGUGGAUGGAAUUGUCGGAGUCAGCAUUGUGGAGGUGACCAGUGUUCAGAUCUCCACAGAACUUCAGCAGAACUCCAUGGUGAAUUUUGUUGUCACAUGUAAGGGCAGUAUACCUACUGACGUUUGCACUAUAAUUGGCGACAGUUCAUGCAUGAUGCUGCAAAACAUGAUCUGUGACCCUGUUGAGGCUGUUGAUACAUGUUAUUUGACCCUUCAUAGACGCUUCAAUGAAUCUGGCAUCUACUGCGUCAACAUCACAUUGAGCGAUAAUACCAGUUUAGCUGUGGCUAGUACUCUGGUAUCAAUUGAAGGUUCCAGCAGUAAUACAGGCCUGCAUGGUGUCUUAAUACUUGGCAUUUGCCUGGUGAUUCUUAUUAUUGGUGCUGCCUUUUUCCUAUACAAGCGUUACAAAGAAUAUACACCAAUUGUUAGACGAUUGAAUGACAGAAAUAAACAACUGGUGGUGAAUAAUGGUGAUGCCACUGUGUACUUCAAUAACCUGAGAAACAAACUCUUCCUUGUGAAUGAUGAGAAGAGCCCAUUACUGAAGAAACCUGGAGUCAUUUAAUCAGAGAUACUCAUCUAACCAGACGUGUGCUCCAGGAACAGUCAACUUUCUGUCUGAAUACUUGUGUUGCUUCUGCAAAUCUUGAAUAUAGAAAUAUUAUAUUAUACUGCUUAGCUCCUCUUUACAAGUGGAUUACAAUAUAAAUUACUUGAAAUCCAGCUCUCCUUCACAGUGCUUGAGGGUAUAAGUCUAUAUGUAUUUAUAAACGUUAUAAGCAACUGCAAAUGUUGGAGAUAAACUUUUUAAAUGCCAUUCUAAAGUUCAUUCUAUUCACUACAAGCGAAGGGUCUGUUUCCAUGCUGUACAUCUCUAUGACUCUCAUGAGAUGGUACAGUGAUGGCAAAAUGGCAGUACCUGGAUGCACAUACUGGAUUUCUAUUGACACCAACAUGUUUCAGUUAAGAAUCUAUACAAAAGGGAUGUUCACAGAGACCCUUCUAGAAGUGCUAGCUUUUGAGUUUCUGCACAUUUGCUUAGAUAUGAUAGUCAUAAAAUUAACUUUUCUACUUGUAUCUCUCAGACUUGUGUCAAAAGUCUUUAAAACAGAUAAUGUCAAAUAAACUAUUGUAAUGAUGAAUUAUAAAAAACAAAA
Chiloscyllium plagiosum (whitespotted bambooshark) is the source of this 2661-nucleotide messenger RNA. Its product is annotated as protein QNR-71. Gene Ontology annotation, biological process: cell adhesion. Gene Ontology annotation, cellular component: plasma membrane. NCBI's taxonomy places the organism in Eukaryota, Metazoa, Chordata, Chondrichthyes, Orectolobiformes, Hemiscylliidae. The record is from RefSeq and is a predicted model, not a curated record. Gene Ontology annotation, molecular function: integrin binding.